Messenger RNA from Schistosoma haematobium, 1213 nucleotides. RefSeq names its product ADP-ribosylation factor-like protein 2-binding protein (gene ARL2BP). The coding region runs from base 594 to 1073 and encodes 159 amino acids. The record is from RefSeq and is a predicted model, not a curated record. Gene Ontology annotation, biological process: maintenance of protein location in nucleus; positive regulation of tyrosine phosphorylation of STAT protein. Gene Ontology annotation, cellular component: mitochondrial intermembrane space. NCBI's taxonomy places the organism in Eukaryota, Metazoa, Platyhelminthes, Trematoda, Strigeidida, Schistosomatidae. The transcript is spliced from 7 exons.
GCGUCUAUGGAGCUAGGCGGUUAGUAAGAGUUCGACACGUUUUUAACAUUAAUAGUUUCAUAAAAUUGGUGGGUUUUCAUCUGCUUCUAUCAUCGUUGGCAUGCUAUGUUUUGAUAAAGUUCGCAUUUUUAGGUCAGUAAACGGUUGUAUAUCAUACUGUCCGAAAAAUACCAAAUAACAUCAAAACGACAUUUUGAUGUUUUGUAUGACGUUAAACGCGAACUCGCAGAAAACUACCAGGACAUCCUCCAUAAAAACGUGUUAUAAAAACAAGUGGAAUCGCCGAAAUACUGUUUUUUUGUCCAGCUUUUUCAGUCAACUAUAAGCUAGUACGAGGUUAUAUAAACCGGUUGAUUUCUUUGCACUCGCUUCUUUUUUCGUUCUCGGAACGGUUUCAGGGAUCUGGCAACAUCCUUUGAAUGGUGGCGAUACUUUUAACUAAGCACGAACAGUAUACUGUACUAACUAUAUCAAAAUCAAUAUUCGCAAAUAAACAAUGAAAAUGAUGAUGUGUCUGAAGAACCAUUUGUUGGGAUAGAUCACAAGAACCAUUGUCGGAUUUCGAUGUUGUUGUUGGAUAUUUAGAGGAGAUAAUGAUGAGUGAUCACUUCCAAAGUAUCCAAGAUACAUUUAUGAAUGAGAAUUACAAUGAAUUUGAUGAAAAUGAAGAGAAUAAAUUUUGUUAUACAGAAAUUCAUGAAAAAUAUAUUGAUACAGUUGAAAGAGUAUUAGAAGAGCAAUUAUGUCAAAGAAUACCUCAUUUCUCAAUGCGUUCAUUUACAGAUAGCUUAGUUUCCAACUAUAGUUCAUUAGAUGGUGAAGUAUUUGAAAUGUUGUAUACAUUCACUGAUUUUCUUGCAUUCAAAGAAAUGAUGAUUGAUUAUAAGAAGGCUAAAACUGGACAAACUGUUCAUUUGGAAUUGAUUAAUUCUUAUCCUAAUUAUAAUCAUCUAUCGAUCAUAAUGAAUGAUACAAUGGAUCAUUCAUUACAAUAUGGAUCUAAUAGUACAAUUAGAAACUCUUGUUCUUCAAUAACAAACUAUACAAAUGGAAAGAAUAAAAUAGAUCAUUAAAUUUUAAAACAAAAAUUUACCUAUCUGUGAAAUGAAUUACAUCAUAUUCAUUAAACUGAUUGCAUUUGUUGAUAAAUUCAUUUCCAUUUGUGUUAUUUGAAUGAUUUUUCAUUAUAUUGCAUGAAUUUAUUCUUAACUUC